GUCAUGGAGACUCCAGGUCCAGGUCGACUGUUUGAAGGCCUUGCAUCCAUCUCCGCCGGGCUCGCUCGCGAGAUCCGUUUGCUCAAAGAUUGGCCCGGAUCGACCCAUGGAAGAGGUGAGCUGGGGAGAUAACAAGGAUGGAGACCUGGGAGCAAUGCCGUCCUGCAAGGACGAUGAGAAGCUGUCCUACCGACGCUUGCGGCUUCUGGGUCAAGGCUCCUUCGGAAAGGCGUUUUUAGCGCGAGACCUCUCGAACAACGAGCUCGUGGUCAUGAAGCAGGUGCGGGUGGAGAAGAUGGACGCCAAGGCCCGUGACACCGCGGUGCGGGAGGCCGUGGCGCUGCGCAAGGUGCGCCACCCCAACGUGGUGCGCUUCCGACAGGUCUUUGUUCGCUCCGGUUGGCUAUGCCUAAUCAUGGACUUCGCGGACGGCGGGGACUUGUGCGCCGCGGUGAAGGACCGCGCCAAGAGCGGGCAGCCCUUCGAGGAGUCCGCGGUCUUGGAGUGCUUCUCCCAGGUGGCUGACGCCGUGCGCUACGUGCACGCACACAAGAUGGUCCACCGAGACAUCAAGUCCCGGAACGUCUUCCUGUGCCGUACGGGGCAAGCGCUGCUCGGGGACUUCGGCCUGGUGCGAUUGCUCGAGUCCACCCUCGAGCUGGCCCACACCCGGGUGGGCACUCCCUACUAUCUCAGCCCAGAGAUCAUUAGGAAGCAGCCCUACAACUACAAAACCGAUGUCUGGAGUUUGGGGGUCCUCCUCUACGAGAUGGCAGCUUUAAAGCGGCCCUUCAUGGGCACGCUGGAGACUCUGCCAAAGAUCAUCCUGAAAGGCGACUACGAGCCGCUGGGGGGCCACUUCUCCCCGGCGCUGCAUGGCCUCGUGGCGCGGUUGCUGGCGCUGGAUCCCAACCAGCGCCCGCCCCUCGCGGAACUGCUCCAGGAGGAGGUCCUGGCGGCGCCUUUGCGGCGGUCGCGGGAGGCUCUGGGUCUGCAGGCGCCGGACGAGGCGCCUCGGCCGCCGGCGCCGGGCGCGCCGGGCGCGCCCCCGCCGCCGCCGCCGCCGCGGGUGCGGAAGGAGAUCCAGGAGCUGUCGAACGCAGAGUCCGAGUGGAUGGGUUUUAAUACAAUGAUAAGGAGAAAAGAAGAUGGGCCCAUCGUCCCAGAGGCGAAGGGCAUCGUGGACCUGGCCGCGGCCAAGGCGCCGGUGGCCGUAGGCACUGGAGGUCCGGAGAGCUGGAGCCUGGCGCCGGCGCCGGGGGAAGACUCCGGUGAGGAGCUGGGCUCUGCCUCAGACGACUCCUGGGGCUCGGUGGUGGACACCGGGAACGACGCCUUGCAGCAGGUCAUGUCCUCCCCGUGAGACAGCACUGCCUCGCGGGGGAAAAAGGAAUGAGCUCCGCAGCGGCGAUGAUCGCGGCGUCCAUGGGAACCCCACCGCUAACCUUCCA
This is a messenger RNA of Effrenium voratum, 1451 nucleotides long. NCBI's taxonomy places the organism in Eukaryota, Dinophyceae, Suessiales, Symbiodiniaceae. The record is from the annotation of a GenBank genome assembly.